AUGUUUCUUCCACUUCAAAAACUGCUGGCUGCCAAGCAUCUUUCGCGCCGCCCUUUGCGCGUAGUGGUGGUAGCGAGGAAACCCGUUGGUGUAGUUUCCCUUCUUCUACCGCGCUCUCGCUCUAGGCACAGGAAGAUCCAAUCUGCAUCCAAUCCAAGAUUCGCUCCAUCAAUAAAGCAGAGCAGCACUCACUCUUUCGUCCACGGAACCCACAUUCAGCACUCCAGCAGUCCCGCCUUGCACACUACAGCUACACCGGCCAUCCUAGCAGCAGCAGCACGGGUCACAGCAGGGGCGGGUUGUCAGGGUUGGGAUAAGAACCCGCAACCAGAUAAGCUCAUGGAUGGUAUAGAACAACUAGUUGACGAGCAUGACAUUGAAAAAGUCGCGUCAGCCAAUCAGCUCUCAGCUGAUGAUGUGGCAGCAGGGGAGCUGUCGCUGGACUGUAACCGCUUCCUGAUUGGCCGCAGCAUGAUCAACGACCGAGUGAGCGACCAUGAGGAGGGGAUCACGUGGCUGCGGUCGGCCCCGCGCCUGCUGUGGGUGGCUCGGGAGAGGCGUGCCGAGGCUGAUGCAGCUGAGAGGCAGAGGAGGCGGGAGAAGUAG
Molecule: messenger RNA, 606 nt
Organism: Closterium sp. Naga37s-1
Lineage: Eukaryota; Viridiplantae; Streptophyta; Zygnematophyceae; Desmidiales; Closteriaceae
Source: the annotation of a GenBank genome assembly